CUCACCUGCUGGGCUCUGACUAUACAGUGGGACAUACACAAACAGGGAUCAUGACACAGAAUGAAAAGCAGAAACUAACUGGAGACGAAGAAAUUAUAAAAGAGCUGUGUGUGUCUAAUGGACUCUGCUAUGAGAAGGUGUGUCAGGAGGGGAGUGGUGAAAUGGUUCUGGAGAUGUUUUUCUCUGGGUUCCCGCACAUGGUGGGUCUCUCUCUUUUCCCUAGAUUGUCCAGUCUCACUAUUGUAGGCCAGAGCAUCAGCUCAAUCCAGGGUCUGGAGUACUGCCCACUCCUCAAAGAAUUAUGGGUAGUGGAGUGCAAACUGAAUGAAAUCUCUGGCCUACAUAACUGUGUGCAUUUGCAGAAAUUAUUUCUGUACAACAACAACAUCCAGCAGAUUACAAAUCUAGAGAUGUUGGUCAACCUUCACGUCCUGUGGCUUAAUAAGAACGAGAUCUCUGACAUACAGGGAUUGAAUUCACUUGUAAACCUUAAAGAGUUGAAUCUUGCUGAUAAUGCUGUUGAGACUCUUGGUCAUUGUCUGGAUUCCAACAUCAAUCUCCACAAUCUAAACCUCUCAGGGAACAAAAUCAGUUCCUUCAAGGAAUUGACCCAUCUGGCUCGGCUGCCCCGUCUACGGCACCUGAGUCUGAAGGACCCUCAAUCCAUUCCAAACCCGCUGUGUCUGCUCUAUAAUUACUACAUACACGUCUUAUAUCACAUGCCACACCUGCAGCGCUUGGACACAUAUGACAUAUCCAGCAAACAUCUCAAAGACACUGCAGAGUCCACAGUGCUGAAGAAAAUGAUGUAUUACACCACGCGGGUACGUUGUGCACAAAGACAGUUUGAUGAACUCAAAGCCAAGCUCAGGCAGCAGCAGAAAGACCAGAUACAACUUCCAGAGGAGAGAAUACGUGUGCUAACACACAUGCUGAGAAAUAUGGAGUGUGAGCUGUCCCAUGUACAGUCUGUUGGUAAGAAGUCAGGAGAACCUGAAGACUUGACCUCUGACUUUCGUAAUAACCACAGCCAUGAGCAGAGACUGCAGCACAAACUGGAUGCUCUUAAAGACCGACUGAGGUUCUGGGAGCAGCGCCUGGAGGAGGUAGAAGCAUGUCACCAGCAAAAUGUGGCUUUGGCCUCAGAUAGAAGGGAUAUGAUGGUGCACUUUCUGCUAUUGGAGCUGGAAACCAUGGGGAACAUUCACUUUGAGGAGGGAAACACCGGCGAACCUUGGUUCACAUCAUGUUACGAUCUCUUGCUGUCCCGUUUCUGUGCAUGGGAUUAUAAACCUCACAACAUCUCUGGCAUUAAGAUCAAUCGAAUAAUCCGUAUCCAUAACCGAGCUCUGCGGCAACGCUUCCAGGACAAAGUACACUCUCUGCUCUGCAGACAGGAACCUUCACCCUUCUCACAGAACUAUAAACGCUGCAUGGAGUAUCUGUUCUACGUGCCUGAUCCAGAACAUUCCUGUGAAAGUGAUGAGAUACUUCCAAUCCUAGAAAAUGGUUUUAAAACUGCUGAUGCAUAUAAGGCAUUAGGCAGAGAGAGAGCCAUCCCCCUCUCUAACAGUGUGAGUGUGUCUGAUCAACGGCGAAUGACAUUUAUGCAGAAGAAGAGUUGCUCGACAUCAGGAAGUAGCCCUGUAGAUAUUCUUCCUUUCAGACAUGGUCAGUUGAUCAUUUCUAAAGUGUUCCUGGGCCGCAGUGCUGCAGUGAAGGAGGGUCUCCCAAUAGACUGUGAUCAUUACCCUAAAGCAAACUCUGUCUACCUCAGUACCUGCUCUAAAGAGCAAAAGCACACAGCACAAACAGCCCUUGACAUGCUGUGUCUCUCCAGCCUGCCGGACAGCUGUGACUGUAAACAGCAGCAGAAACUGUGGUACAUGUUUGACAAUGAAAUGGUGCUCCCAGAGUACCUUGUAGACUUUGAAUAUGUAACACAGGACACAUCUCAGCACUCUCCAGACUCCCCGUCCAGUUCUCAUGCAUCCCCGGCUGAUGCCCCAUCUGUGUCCCGAGCUGAGCUGAACCUGGAUGAGGAGGCAUUAAAUAUGGAACCCAUCCUGAAACCUCACCCCAAGCUGCUCAGUCUAGAUGAGAAAUCCACACUGACAUUGGCCAGAGCAAACGUCCUCAGUCAGAUCACAGUGCUGAAUCUACAUGGCAACAGUCUGAAUAAACUACCUGAGAUUUCUCGACUCACAGCUCUAAAGCAACUGACCCUCAGCUUCAACGAGUUCACUCAUCUGGACGAUAUUUCACAUAUGCCAAACCUGGAGUACCUGGAUGUUAGUUUUAACCAUAUUUCCUCUCUGGAGGGUUUGCGUGGACUUGGUCAACUCAUAGAACUGGAUCUUCGCUGGAAUCAGCUGACUCGAAUCAGGGAUGACAUGAAUGUUUUGCGUAAACACGCCCCUGCCCUGCUCCGUCUGGACACACGGCACAAUCCUUGGCACAGGAACGAGUGUGUGCGAAUGGUGGUUCUUGGUCGGCUGAAGACUCUCGUGCAGGCAUCUCUGAUGACCCACUCUCGGACUGACAGUGAACGUCCCCGCAGUCUGAGUUUGCUCUCUUCUGCUCACCUGCUCACACAGAUCAGCCUGUCUCCAUGGAAACACUCGCAAGAGCUUGAGUCAGGCUGGACCACCAAAAUCACAGCAGUGAAUCUUGAUGGUCUGCGGUUAACCCGGCUCAGUAAUCUUGACCGACUGGUGAAUCUACGCUGGGCUUCAUUUGACAAUAAUGAAUUAACUCGAAUUGAGGGUCUGGAACACUGCACCCUACUGGAGGAACUUUCUCUUAAUAACAACAGUAUCAGCAGACUGGAAGGUUUGUGUGCGAUGCAUCGUCUGACUCGUCUGAGCAUUAACAGCAACCACUUACAGUGUUUAGACGGGGAUGUUUUGGACCAGCUACCCAACCUUCACUUCCUGUCUGUAGAGAACAACAUCAUCUCAUCUCUGCAUGGGCUUCAAAGGUCACGGUCCUUAUUCGAGCUGUAUGUCGGCAAUAAUGACAUCAGCACCACCCGAGACAUAUACCACUUAAAGGCACUGUCUAGUUUAAUUAUUCUGGAUCUGUAUGGGAAUCCCCUUGUAAACAAACUGGAGAACUACAGGAUCUACAUGGUUUUCCAUCUACCUUCACUCAAAGCACUGGAUGGAGUAGCUGUGGAAACGUGUGAAUCAGAAACUGCUAAGGACGUGUUUGGAGGGCGGCUCAAUGCAGAUAUGGUGGCUGAGAAGCUGGGCCAUACCAACUACAGAGACCUGUCAGAACUCAACCUGCAGUCUAGCUCAGUCAGAAUGGUGGAUCUUGCUCCUGCUGAUUUGUUCAGUAAUUUACGCAGUAUUAAUCUAGAUCACAAUAACCUCACCUCAUUCAGCGGUCUCAUCUUCCUACCCAACAUUAAGGUGUUGUCUCUGAACUAUAACCACAUUGAGUCAAUUCUACCACGUCAAAAAGUUCAGAGUCACAUGAGCAACAAGCAGAAUCUCUAUCAUAAAGUCAGUUCCAGUGGAUAUGGGCAGCAGAACAGCAGGCCCAGCAGGGAGGGAUUAACUGAUAAUCUGGAGCCUCUGAUGUCCAGUUUGGAGGUUUUGCAUUUAGGUUAUAAUGGUAUAUCCAACUUGAUCAAUCUACAAAUCAGCCGACUCACUAACCUCAGAGCGCUGUUCCUACAAGGGAAUGAUAUCAGUCAGGUAGAUGGAUUGGAUGGUUUGCGGAGACUACGUGAGUUGGUUCUGGAUCGAAAUCGAAUUAAAUCUUUGAGUGAGAACUCAUUCUGGGGACAGGGAGUUUUGCUGAAUUUGCACCUGGCAGAGAAUCGCAUCCGUGAACUGAACCACCUUCAGCCUCUCACUGAGCUCCGGAGACUGUUCUUAGACAUGAACAAAAUACUGGACAUUUUAGAGCUGGAGAAACUGGAGGUGCUUCCUUCCCUCAUGGAACUGUCUGUAGUGGGCAACCCAGUAGCUCGGCGGUCACUGCACAGGCCAGCAGUUGUACUGCAUCUGUCUACACUUCAUGUUCUGGAUGGCAUGACAGUCACCCUGGAAGAAAGAACCAGAGCAGAGCUUUUAAAUAAUGAAGCACAGGGUUCUAGUUCAGGUGGUGAAGUGACUUUACCCGGUUUGGUACCAUUGGUGACCCGACCGGCUCCUUUAAGAGGUGCAGGAAUGCACUCACUCGUACCUGAUCAGCAAGACGAUGCACAUGAUACCAGCAGGUAUAGGAAGCAGAAAGCAGUUGUCUCUCUCUUGCGUGGAGUUCAGAGUGACUUCAACUUCAGGCAGAUCAGAGGAUCUUCCAGCCACUACAUGACAGCGCUGCAGCAGACCGGAUACAGAGUUCUCUCCACUUUCCCUAACGCUGAUCCUGAGACCAGGUACAAGUGUCACAGUGUACCCAGACCUCCUCCUCCUCCUCCUCCUCUGUAACGCAAAGUCAUAGAUGCACUA
Molecule: messenger RNA, 4463 nt
Organism: Sinocyclocheilus rhinocerous
Lineage: Eukaryota; Metazoa; Chordata; Actinopteri; Cypriniformes; Cyprinidae
Gene: lrrc9
Product: leucine rich repeat containing 9
Molecular function (GO): protein binding
Source: RefSeq, a predicted model, not a curated record